AUGGCUGAUAAUGGCGCCGUAUUUUAUGUACUACGCAGCAGACAGCAGGCACAGCGUGAAACCCUGUCCCAGAUUUUGUUCAGACGGAAAAACGAAGAUAAACUAGACCAGCCGGACAAUAAGAAAUUGGCCAGGGUCCUCAAUCUGUUUGACCUGACGUCACUUGGCGUCGGGUCAACGUUGGGCGUGGGCGUCUACGUGCUUGCCGGAAUCGUUGCCAAUACAUUAGCCGGCCCGGCCACGGUGCUGUCAUUCGUUUUGGCUGCCUUUGCGUCGGCUAUUUCAGGGCUAUGUUACGCAGAAUUUGCAGCGAGAGUCACAAGAGCUGGGUCGGCCUACGUUUACAGUUACGUUGGCGUGGGCGAAUUCGUCGCGUACAUGAUCGGAUUGAAUCUGAUACUCGAAUACGUUAUCGGUACUGCAAGCGUCGCAAAAGCUUUGAGUAAUUACAUCGAUGCACUGCUUGGCUACCCCAUAAGAACCUGCAUGAUGUAUUUACUCCCCAUGAAUGUUAGUUUUUUGGCAAGCUACCCAGACAUUUUGUCAUUCAGCCUCGUGCUACUAUUGUCAUUUUUACUGUCAUGGGGAGUUCGCGAAUCUGCAAUGAUCAACAACCUGUUUACCAUCGUUAAUUUAUUGACCGUCGGCACGGUCGUGGUAUCCGGAUUAUUUAAAAUUAACUUUCACAAUUGGAAUAUACCGAAACAAGAUAUCCCGAUGAGCGCGAAUGGCGGUGAAGGCGGUUUCAUGCCUUUCGGGUGGACCGGAGUGACCAUGGGGGCAGCCAAAUGUUUUUACGGGUUCAUCGGUUUCGACUCCAUAGCUACUACGGGAGAAGAAGCGAAAAACCCAAAACGUGACAUCCCGUUGGCGAUCAUACUGUCGUUGAUCAUCAUAACGUUUGCAUAUUGCUGUACCAGUUCGGUUUUAACUCUGAUGUGGCCGUAUUAUGAUCAGGACAUCGACGCGCCGUUCCCGUACGUGUACAAUCAACUUGGUUGGACGUCGAUGAAAAUUAUUGUUUCAUCCGGCGCUAUAUUUGCUAUGUUUGCCAGUCUCUUAGCGAGCAUGUUCUCGAUGCCCAGGAUUCUGAUGACUAUGGCCGAAGACGGUCUUAUGUUCAGCAUGUUCUCGGACACUCACCCGACGCUUAAAACACCAGUGACGGCUACUCUGGUGUCAGGUCUAUUCGCGGGUAUUAUCACGAUGUUUUUGAACCUCGAUCAACUGAUGAAUAUGAUGUCAAUCGGAACGUUGUUGGCGUACACGAUCGUGAGCGUUUGCGUGCUCUUGUUACGGUACAGAAACGAUCCGAAUGACGACAAAUUCGUGAUAAAUCAGGGCGACGACGAACCAGAGACCGGUGGUUUCGUCAAGAUGGUGGAAAGGUACUUAAACCUGUCCAACGUUGACAACUGUAACGAAGAUACCGAGCGCGUGGCCACGACUCUUACAGUGUUGUACUUUUGCACGUCCGCGCUGUUUAGCUUCGUAACCGCACAACAAGAAUGCGUUAAGACCACCCAGCAAUGGUGUGACGAGGACGACAGAAACGCCACGGUUUUCCAACCCGGUUGCGUGGUAAACACCAACAACGCCACAACGCCAAACUUCGAACAAGAGUGCAUCAGAAACAGCAUCGCGAUGUACACGAGUGUUAUUUUGGCUAUCGGGCUGGUGCUUCUGACGUACUUACUGUCCAGACAGCCCCAAUCGAUGAAAAAACUUUCGUUCAAGGUCCCUCUGGUUCCACUCACACCGUGCAUUAGCAUCUUGUUGAACUUUUACUUGAUGAUGCAACUUGACGGAAACACCUGGAUCCGUUUCAGUAUUUGGAUGAUAAUCGGAAUUUUCAUAUAUGUAUUUUACGGCAUGAAUCACAGUGUUGAGGGCCUAAAGCGGAAAGGAGAACCGAAAAUCAGCCAGUCGAGCUCCGUAGAGCUGAAAACGAGCCCGCCAAGCUCCGCAGAGCCGGAAUACGAGUAUUAUACCACUCAUUUAUAAUUAAAUAUUCUACUCUGACUCUUCUCCAAUCAUGACUAAAACUAAGAGUCAAUACGCCGAUGCUAAAGUCUGGUGAUCCUUACAAUGUUCUUAACUACCGACCCACCACAAUCCUUUUAACGUUUCCAUCGGUAUCCCCCUCAAUCACAUUCCAGAGCAACACCGGCCUAGCUGGAACUACUAUUUUUAAUAUUAUAUUUUUACAAUGGGAUUUUUUUUCUAUAUAUAUAGUUAACUUAUGUUAAUUUGUCUAAAAUUAUUAUUGUCAGUAUUAUCAUAGAUCAUGUACUAUGGAUGUAGCAUUGUUGUAGCCAUCAAGCUAAUUCUUGAUGUCACUAGAGCCCCGACUGUGCAUAAUUCUGGUUGGUCAAUC
Molecule: messenger RNA, 2377 nt
Organism: Acyrthosiphon pisum (pea aphid)
Lineage: Eukaryota; Metazoa; Arthropoda; Insecta; Hemiptera; Aphididae
Product: cationic amino acid transporter 3
Exons: 12
Coding region: 1-2004 (667 amino acids)
Biological process (GO): L-ornithine transmembrane transport; L-arginine import across plasma membrane
Cellular component (GO): plasma membrane
Molecular function (GO): L-arginine transmembrane transporter activity; L-lysine transmembrane transporter activity; L-ornithine transmembrane transporter activity
Source: RefSeq, a predicted model, not a curated record